CUGAUUUUGAAAGGCUUGGAAGUGUUUGCACAAAUUUUAUCUACUCGUAACUGAAAUAGCACUGGCACUGAACUAGUAGCAUCUUACGAAAUCUCAUGUAGUAAAAGGAAUCAGAAGUAGAAGAAGAAGACCAACAAUGGAGGCAGGUCGAAAUUUACUUUCUUCUCCUCCAUUCAUACCUUCAAAACAUCAGCUGAGAAAUGCUCAUCCUCUCUCUGUUGCGGUCCUUCAUGAGCAAGCAGCUCUUGCAGUUACCGCUGUACAAACAACAUCGACAACUAGACACUUUCCUGCCUCCGUCCUGCAAGAGCAGCGUGAUCAGUUUAGGUCCUUAUUGCACUUACGUGAGGAAAAACCAUACCAGGCAGCAUUGGAUAGGACACAGAUAGAUAAUGACACAUCACUCAAUCAAGAAAAGAAAGAGCACGGAUCUGACAAAUAUCUCAAAGACUUUGAACGCCAGUUGCUUUACUCUCCUGGUUUAUGGUAUUUAUCACCGCCCUCGCAAAGGGAAAAUAGAGUUUCGUCCUUGGACAUGCAAUCUAUGCCAUCCGACACGGAUGAGGAGCUGCAUGUUAAAGCAUAUGAUUUACUUGCGCUUGCUAAGCAAGCUGUACUGGUCUCUAAACAAGCUGCCUCUUUAAUUGUGGAUUCUAAUUCAAAUUUACACAAUGCUAAUGAAUUGAUUCCAAGUUUUGGAAUGAAUGAUAUAUCUCCUCCAGAGAAAGAAAACAUAGUGAGAUCCACACGGCUUCUUGAGAGGCAAUCUAAGAAACGCAGAGCUCCUAAGUCGGCUCCCUUGGGAGAUGAGAUUUCUAGUUUAAGGACAACAGACAGGCAUCACAAAACGUCACUCAUUGAUCUGAGUGAUCCACUCCGGCUUUUCCUGUCGGGUGCUGAGGCCAGACAACUUUUGACUGCAAAGGAAGAAAAAGAAUUGUUCAUUCAAGUUCAGGAGUUGACAAGAUUAGAGGAAGUGAAGCAGAGGCUUCAGUCUCAAUUUGAUCGUGAACCAACAGUAGUUGAAUGGGCUGAAGCUGUUGGGAUGUCUUGUGCGACUCUGCAGUUGCAUCUGCAUUCAGGUCAUAGAAGUCGAGAAAAAAUGAUCUAUUCCAACUUUCGUAUGGUGGUGCAUGUGGCUAAGAAUUAUCAGGGGAAGGGUAUGAACCUUCAGGAUUUAUUGCAGGAAGGAAGUAAAGGCCUUAUAAAGAGCCUAGAGAAAUUCAAGCCUCAUGCAGGUUGCAGAUUUUCUACAUAUGCAUACUGGUGGAUAAGACAAUCAGUUAGGAAGGCUAUAUUUCACCAUUCUAAGUCGAUUCGUUUACCGGAGAAUGUGUAUAAUGCCCUACGACAAGUGAAAAAUGCUAAGGAGGUUCUCAUUAAAGAGGGACAUCAACCAACAAAUGAGGAGAUAGCAAAACAGGUCGGCUUUACUGUUGAGAAGUUGGAAAGACUGCUAGUUACCACAAAAACUCCCCUCUCUAUGCAAAGGCCAAUAUGGUCAGAUCAAGCUACCACCUUCCAGGCGGUCACCGCAGACCCUAAGGUUGAAACCCCUGAACAGGGUGUUUCGAAAGAUCUCAUGAGGCAGCAUGUGCGUAAUCUUCUAAGUGUUCUUCCCCCUAAGGAGAAGCGAAUUAUUCGAUUGCGUUAUGGAAUUGAAGACGGAGAACAGAAGUCCUUGGCACAAAUUGGUGACGUAUUUGGAUUGUCAAAAGAGAGGGUCCGACAGCUAGAGAAUCGAGCGUUAGACAAACUCAGGAACUGCUUAUCUAGCCAAGGUCUAGAGGCUUACACAAAUUUACUAACGUAAAGAGGUAUAGCUACUUACGAGCACACUAUUUAUCUAUCAGAUGAGCUUUCGGUAAUGCUAUUGUUUUGAUCACCUCCCCGUCUGCAUUUAUAUUUUUCUUGGAUUUAUAUCCUGUAAUUGAUUGUACAUAUGAAUGUCUUUUGUGUAACUUUUUUGAUUUUCUUGUUGUACUUUCAUCAAGAACAUAUAAAGGCCAAAGAUUUUCGACACUAAAUCUCUUGUUAGGUCUGGUUGUCGGUGUUUAGCUU
This is a messenger RNA of Papaver somniferum (opium poppy), 2061 nucleotides long. Its product is annotated as RNA polymerase sigma factor sigF, chloroplastic-like. Gene Ontology annotation, molecular function: DNA-binding transcription factor activity. Gene Ontology annotation, biological process: regulation of DNA-templated transcription; DNA-templated transcription initiation. The transcript has 9 exons. NCBI's taxonomy places the organism in Eukaryota, Viridiplantae, Streptophyta, Magnoliopsida, Ranunculales, Papaveraceae. The record is from RefSeq and is a predicted model, not a curated record. Bases 137 to 1813 code for a protein of 558 amino acids.